Messenger RNA from Lachancea dasiensis, 744 nucleotides. NCBI's taxonomy places the organism in Eukaryota, Fungi, Ascomycota, Saccharomycetes, Saccharomycetales, Saccharomycetaceae. The record is from the annotation of a GenBank genome assembly.
AUGCAGGGCCUUUUGAGACGAUCCUGUACACAUUCAAUUCGCAGAUGUCUUUAUAACGAUUCGCAGGCGACCAAAGCCGCGAAUUUGGGCGCGAUGACAGAAUAUUUGAGCUCGGAGGCGGUGCCCUACAUGCUGAACACGACUUUGAAGCCAGAAGUGUUGGAUCGUGAGAUAAAGCUUAGGCUCCUGCCUACGCAGCACUCUUACUGGCCAACUAUCUCGGGACGUACGAAGUACAAGCACUCAAUGACGGCAAUUGGCCUGAUAGUGCGAACGUUGAUGCUGCACAAUCAUAGCAUCCUACACGUCAGUGGUGUUGAAACCAUCAGCGGUACCAGCAAGGGACGACGGUACAAUACAAUUACUGAGAACGAUAAGGUUGUUAUACACUGGCACAGCUGUAAAGGGGACUCCCUUGAAAUGAGUCCCGAGGAUCAAGCUUCGCAGGCGAAGUCCGAGGCCUCUGAUAUACACCGCAAUAACAGUACAAAACGGGAAGGCGAGCCGCGUUUGGACCCUAGCCACGCCAUGUGGCAGUAUAUUCUGAACCCGGGCCAAAAGUUCUCGCAAGAAAUGUUUUCUCAAAAUAACUUGAAAGCUGAUCGGGAAAGCUCUCGCACUAUUUAUGGCAUUUUCGUCUUUGAGCUCAACCACGACAAUACUAGGGUCCUCGUGCAUACCAUAGACAAUGCUGAGUUUUCGGAAAAGCCCAAAAAACACCCUACAGGUGCUCUCGCCUGUUAG